AUGGAUGCGUACGACAACGCGUACUUCAUCAUUGCUCGAGCGAGCCGCGCGGCUCGAUGCGUCGACCGCGCCAGCGUUCCUCGCCGGCUGUUCGUGCCAGGCAGGCAACGACGACGCCAGGAUGUGCGACGGCGAAUCGUCGUCCUCCUGCUUCGGACGCGCAAACCGCCCCUGUCGCGAGCGCAGUCGAUCGUGGACGAACUGCUGGACGAAAUCAACGUGGGCCUCCACAAGCAGAGGCCCACGCGCCGUUUCAGCGCCGACAGUGACGCCUGCGCCACCGACUGUUCCAUCCUCAGUGCGGCCAGCAUUAGGGCCGAAGUCAGGUGCUACUCGAGGCAGCAGCUCGCGGCGAAAGAUGAGUCCGAGCUCCGGCGGAUCGCGAAGCACCUCCAGGAGGUCAUCGUGAAACUCAACUCGACGCUGGUGACUCUCCUGCGGCAGCGGGACCGGCAGCUGACCCGCAGGGGACACCACUACGACCUCGUCACAGCCGUCCUGCAAGCGGUGUCGCUCAAGAGACGUGUCGAUACCCGUAUGCGAUUCAGCCUGGAGCCAGGUCGCGGCGAAUCCGGGUUCGCCCAGUGGAUGGACGCCACGAAGAUCGUCGUCCGGCUACCCGACGGUAUUCCGGCAGAGUUUCGAAAAAAGAUCUGGCUUACGCUGGCGGAGCGCUACCUGGCGAGCCGGGACCUGGACUGGGAGGCGACGGCACGGUUCUGUUUCAACGAACGCUGCAACCCUGACGACGACAACCUUGGCGUGCAAAUUGUCAAGGACCUCCACCGUACGGGCUGCAGCCUGUUCAGCGGCGAGCAGGCGGAGCAGAACCAGGCGCUACUCAAGAGGGUCUUGCUGGCGUAUGCGCGCUGGAACAAGUCCGUGGGCUACUGUCAGGGUUUCAACCUGCUCGCCGCCUUCGUCCUCGAAGUGGUCGAGUGGUGCGACCAGGAUGCGCUCAAGAUGAUGAUCUACCUCGUGGAAGGCGUGCUUCCGGAAGGCUACUUCGCCAACAACCUUCGCGGCCUCUCCGUCGACAUGGCCGUGUUCCGGGAGCUGCUGCGGCUGCGGCACAGCAACUUGGCCACGCACCUCGACAGGCUUCAAGCCGGGGAAAGCAAGGCCGGUCUAAACUACGAGCCCCCGCUGACGAACGUGUUUACGAUGCAGUGGUUCCUGACGCUGUUCACCACGUGCCUUCCGCGUUCGCUGGUAGUGCGCGUCUGGGACCUCAUCCUGCUGGAGGGAAACGAGGUGCUCCUGCGCACCGCCAUCACCAUCUGGGAGGGGCUGGCAGACCGCAUCAUGACCGUGGGAAGCGCAGACGAGUUCUACAGUGUGAUGGGCGUGCUCACCCGGGAGAUGGUCGAGUUCGGCGUCAAGGACCCCCACGAAUUCAUCGUGGCCAUCUGCGACGUGUCCAGGGUGCCUAUCCCUCAGCUGUCGGAGUUGCGCGACCGCUACACGUACAACAUCAGGCCCCUGCCGCCCGCGACGGCACCGAGUCGCCACGGGCUCUGGCUCUUCCUGGGCGACGACGAGGAGAACGACGCCGACUCGGACCACCAGAUGAUGGUGGCUGCCGCCUUCUGCGGCAUCUCGAACGCCUUCCUCGUCGCCAAGAACAGAGGCCAGGGAGCCGUCCACGCUUCCCUACCGAGCCCACUGGAUCCUAGUCGAAUGACACUGGACAUCUCGACACUUAAGAGGCAGUACUCAAGACUCAGACAGCGACAACGCCAAGCUCAUAUCAUUCUCACAGGAAACCUGCAGCCUCCUGCAUCGUCACGACCUCAGAGAAUAUCGCUGGGCGUUCCAGUAAACAACCUCCUCGCGGGCCAAAAGCCAAUCGUACGGAGGUCUCGCCCACCGCCGCCUACGCACGCCGUGCCCACCGGCUUGCCGGCCGCCUACUCGGCGGCAACGCCGGCUAGCGGCGUCACGUCUGCGACACGAGUCUCUCCGCGCGUCGCCGCCGUAACGGUCGCAUCGACUUCGAGCACAUCGCCUUCGAGCUCACCUGUCGCCAACGCGCGGUCCCAUUCAACCGCCGCCACGCUCAAGACCGCGCGAAAGGCGUCGCCUCGCGUAACCACGAGGGACCCGAUACCCGUCGAAACGCUUUCGUGGGAGCAAGCCAAGAAGCUCAAGGCCGGGAGGGACGACAGUAGCAGCUGUUCGAGUUCUUCGUCGACCGAACUGUGCGACGACAAGAAUAACAGGUCUUCGUCGCCCGACGAACCGCCGCCACCCGCCAGGAAGGAAAGCGGCGAGAAACAAGUCAACGACACCGACUCGAAGGCUCCGCCGCCGCCUUUGCCGGAUAAGAAGCCCCCGCGCCGGUUAAAGAACGGAGCGUACGACAAGACAUCCGACAGCUCGCUGUCGUCUUCGUCGUCGUCCUCCGAAGAGGAGGAAAGCCGCAGCCGGCGGGCCAAGCGUCGCCACGACGCUCACGACGCCGCCGAGAACGCGCAGCCGAAGCUUCCUGCGCGACGUCUGGCUGAAGGGUUCAAGCCCGCAGCGGCUGGCGCCGUGAGAAAAUCGGGGGUUCGCGCCACUUUGGUUAGACACCAGGAACCAAUAAGCCUAGACGACGACGACGACGGUUCCUACAAACCGGACGACGAGAGCGACGGCUCGAGGAACUCGUCGUCGGAGAGCUUGUCGUCGGACGAGGAAGAGCAACCUUCUUCGAAGCUGGAGACCGUCAGUUCUCUGGCGGAGGCGUCUUCCGCGCUGGACGACUCGUCGCGUUCCCUAGAGGAGAGGCAACCGCAAAAGCCGGCGCCCGACUCCCUCAGCUCGGAGACGGAAAGCUCGAGAAACACGUUCUCCAACAUGGUGCUCUCAGGUUCGGACAAGUACAACAUAAGGACGUCCUCCGAGGCGUCGAGCUGGAAGUCUUCAAGCGACGCCUGCCUAACGACGUCCUCGUCGAGCGGACCGCCACCGCCGUCGGAAGCGGGCAGCAGGAAACCGUCCGACGAGCAGGCGAACCACGGCAAACUCUCGGACGAAGAGUUUCAGAGGCUGUCCAGGAAAUUCAGCCAGUCGGCGCUGUCCGACAGGCAGGCUCAGCGAAUGGCGUCACGAAACACCAGCCGACGAGGAACCGACGAACUGGGAGCUCCCCAGCGGCUCUCGCCCAACAUCGACAGGUCGUCCUCGGAGGACGCGGACCGGAAGCUCUCGCUGGGCUCUCCACCGCGGUGGCCGCCGAGACGCACAAACACCUCGGACGAAACGAGCGGCGACUCGCCUUCGACCGAACUGGAAAGGUUUCGCCGGGACUCCAGCAAGCGGGGUUCGGCGAGCAGCGAGAUGAGCUCGUCCGCGCUGAGAAAGUGGUCCUACAAGUACGACAGCAGGAACACGUCCAACGACGUCAGUUGGAGGUCGUCCGACACGGACUACCAACAGUCGUCGCUCCGUUACGAGAGGUCCAUCUCGGAAGAGGCCGACGACGGCGACGUUGCACCCGGAGACGGCGCAUCUGCCAGACCUUGCUUACUGAGGGAAGACAGGACGGGCUCUUUCAGGGCCAGCCAGGAAUCUAUCGAUGGCCGGCUGCUGCCCUACGACUCGUCGUCUGGCCGAGAGCCGAUGUUUCCGGGGGAGAAACGACGCGGCUCAUCGCUGACCUGUAACACGCUCGCAACGCUAAACGAGAUGCUUUUCGAGAAGGCCGAAGAAGACAUUAGCCAGGAAGCCAGCCAGGAGGCGAGCCAGGAUUUUAUUAGGCACAGCGAAUCGAGUACUUCGAGCUCGCACCUAAUGUCUCCCAACAAGGAACUUCGAAGAUCGGCAUUUUUGCUGGGACAGAAGGUGUCCCCGGACUCCGGCGUGCACACCGUGGCCGACAGCGAGAGCAAGGCGGCCGCGGACGAGGUUUCGGGGGACCACCACGACGACUACUCGACGCCUUCCGCACAUCCGCGAUCCCCCGAAGUCGCGCCCCGCAAGUCCUCGCUCAAGUUCGACGCCUCCAAGUUCUUCGAGAGUCUGGCUCACGCGACGUCGGUGACGCGAGGUGCCCGCUGCGCGUCCGAGGGCUCAGCAACGGCGCUAGGAGGGCACUCCGGCGCGGAUUCAGCUAGGCCUAAGACAGCUCGGUCACUGAGCACAGACGCCACCAUGAUGACGACUUCGGGACAAUCCGGUGGCUCGGGUGUGGGCGACGGUACGACGUCCCUUCCGUCGAUUCGGCGACAGAGGUUUCUAUCGGGCGACGUCGGCGACUCGAGGGUCACCCCUCCGACGUCACCGAGACGCUCGGUGGGAGAGAACUACAACCCGUUUCCCACGCGGAGAACUUCGUUCACGGGCUGCAUCAGCGACUUCAAGGUGAAACUGGGAUUGUAUUCUUCGCAGGGCAAGCCGGCUGUGGCUCCGGAUUCGAAUGGUUGUAAGACGACUUCCAUGAAGAGUUAACCAACAGCCCAAUGUGCAUUACGUUCUAGGUCGUCGGGCUCGAAGCACGCGCGAGUACACGCGAGAUCACGAGCCGCCGCAGCGACUGCCCUGUGCCCGCGCAGGCAGACCUGCCUCUCUUAUCAUACUGCCUAGCGGAGAAGCCUCUUACGCCGAGACACGACGCCUGUCGGAAAACCCCCGAGACGAAGAAGAAGAGAAAAAAAAAUAUUCUGCUGGGAACUUCACAACGAAGUUUUGGCUGCAGUGCCUGGACGUGCUUGCAGAGAUGCUUACUGGAAUACGUGUGCACAUCUUCCUGUAUCCGUUUCCGCGCUCCUGAACUGUGUUGCUGUUUUCUUUCUCGUUGCGUCUGCGAAAAUGUUGGGCGGGAAAUUGUCGUCGCUGUCUUGUGAUUCGAGGGGAUAGUUUCUUAAUCGGUGUCGCUCGCUCAAUCAUCAGCGUUAACAAUCCACGUUGGCUCUUAAUUGAUUUUCGACGACCUGCAUUGUCGAGCUGCUGUUUUGUAUUGACAGCAUAGGCGUGCGCAGGGUUCCCCUUCAGGGGGGGGGGGGGGGCGAAGGUUCAUCGUGGCGCCCCCCCCCUCCCUAUUAAGUCAAUGUGUGGGCCAGACAUUGCGCCCCCCUCUUCAAAGGUGACUAAGGGGGGCGGCCGCCCCCCUGCCACCCCUCUGCGCACGCCUAUGAUUGACAAUUCGAUUCUCGAGAAGUCAAAGCUGAUAGCUGGCCUUUUUGUUUUCUUUGAAUGCCGAUUUUUUCGAUAGGUGGCACAACGUAAGGCUGUUAAAGUUGUUUGAUUGCCACAAUUAGGUAACAACACGUCGCUGUUAUUGUUGGCUGAUAUUGUUUACUGCUAUGUAGACACUGAUGUUUCGGCAAGUUGUACCUCUAACUACGUCAUAAACUGCGACGGUAUGCCGAGGUAGCGUUCAAUCCAAACUCACUAAACCGUUCACUCUCACUGGACGAACGCCACGCGUUGACUGUGCAGUGUGACGGCAAUGUCUCUCAAUUACUUUGUAAAAAGAGAACAUUAUUAUGAAUGCUUUGUUCGAAUUCUGAGUAUAUAUUAAAGACGGGAUACACUUCAAAUCAUAUGAAAGUCAAAUACAAGCAUGGCUGGCAAUGGAGCAAGUACUAGCCACAAGAUAACGCGAAAGAUAAUGAAAAUCAUUCGUAGCAUUUCUGAUGUGAUACGCUUUUCAUAAUUCAUUAUUUUGAUAUGCAUUGACUAACUUUUUUCGAAGUUUUAUUUCUACUCGGGAAAUGAUGAAUGCUUGCCAUCGGCACGAACACAUUCACGAAAAGCUAGAUGUCAGCCGGCGAUUGUGAACGCUUACGGAGUCUAUGUUCUUCCAGUAUGGCACACUUUAUGGGCAAGGGGCCUCAGUAAGGACUCCAGAUUCAGUUCCCUCUAGUAUAAGUGACCAUUUCGCCAGUGUUUCCAGACAUUUGUUGCCUCUGGCAAUCUGUUCAGCUGCGUGUUUUAGUCAUUCGGCAUGCCAUCAUGAGCUUCAGUUUUUGUCUCUUCUCGGUUACUCAUGAGAACGUAAAUUCGUGCCAUAAUCGUGCCGGCCUUGUUGCCACUCCAUUUGUGCUUUCGAAGUCAGCCUCACGUAAGAGUUUGCUGCUCCGUACUUCAAGGUUAUAGCACUUUUCUAGUCAUGAACGUUCUCUUGGGGAAGAAAACGUAUUGCCUUAUAUGUUUAUAAACUGAUGUAUUUGAGGUUCACUGAGAAUUCGUAACGAGGCACCCGUACAGUCGUUCCGGAUGCUAAUGAGGGGCUUUAUCGUCUAAUUAAGCUUAAGCCGGAGUAUCUGUCGUAGCCGGUGCGCGCCGCUUCUCUGAAACUGUAUACGUACGACCUGCGUGCGGAGCCACGAAUUGUUCUGGCUGUUUGAACACAGUCGUCGAAGUGAUCGGAUAGUUUCAUUCUUCUGUCGUUGCAUUUUCCGCCAAACAUUUGUGUUGAUGCUGCGCGACUGCUCGAGAAAGCCUAAAUAUUCCCUUCAAAUGUUGAUGGUUAUCAGGUGUAAAUCAGGUUGUGUUAAUGUAUUAGUUAACGGAGCCCGCUUCAAAUUCGUGACAGAAAGGGGCUAUUUAUAGCCUGAGAAACCCGCGUGCGAUUCUCACCGUUCCAUUUGUUUUCUUUUCUCUAUUUUCUUUUUCAUAUUUCCCCCACUCCACCCUUCCUUAUCACCAGGCAACAAGAUGUCACGUUCGUGCGAGAAGCACACAUCUCUGAGGCCAGGUCGACGCUUCAACACUCUCUCAAUGUGAUAUGACAGAAGUCUAUUCCCUAGUCUUUCCCUCUCUAUCUAUCUAUCCAUCUCUCUCGCUCGUUUUCUCUUACACCACCACCGCCCACGCACUGUCGCUCUACGUACCCCUCCCCGACAUCCCUCUACAGCUAAUGUACAUCGCGAGCCGCCUUGAAAAACGUAGUAGGUAGUGUGUUAUACAAGAACGUCUCUAUAUCCCUCUAGCGGCGCAUUGAAGAGAAAAAAGAGAAAAUGCCUUGUUUAGAUUCCUCUCGUGAAUACAGAAGCUCUAGGAUGUGCUCAUCUGUUUGCGACUAGACAGCGCUUAGACGAUAUGCGUCAAGUGAGAUAAUGUCUCAAGGGUGUUUGUUGAAAUCAUUGCAGCACGGCUUAACGACCACAAUCGUGUCCGAUUCGCGCAAUCGUCUGUCGAUCACUGAUCAGGCUCGCGAUGGCGUGCCAGCGUUACUUACCACACUAUAUUUAUUAUUGCAAAGGACAAAAAAAAAUCGGUCAUUGAUGUCGUCCUUCAUGGCUGCCCCUUAAAGGGCCCCAAAACGAACUCUGAAUAUGCUAAAAACAAGCGCGUUAUUUUUUUAUGGCGUUUCUCGUCUUUUCGGCACAAUUCGUGACGGCAGCAGUCUGUUCAUCCGACUUCAUGAGGAAAUAGGCUUUCGAUUGGUCUAUGUACGAGGGAUAUAAGUUGUGAAUUGUCUCCUACCCUGCUUUGCCAUGCAGUCGCACGCCCAUUCUGCCUUGUCUCGCAUGACUACCGCGCGCGAUCAACUGAUUUGACUUCGCUUUGUGCGUUUUCGACUGCGCAAGCGGAGAUAACAGCGUGUAGUCGAAAAGCGUGAAGCCCUUAUAGGCACAACGCUUAGUGCCUACAUCGUCCGCGUGUUUUAUGAAUAAAUACGUGGCGAGGAGGAGAUAGCGCCUGUAGGAGGGGUAGGGAAGGCGAGAAAGAAAACACACACUCGUCUUUCAACUCGGAGUGGUUUAGGGGCCCUUUAAAUGUUCGCAAUUGUUACGUAAUACUGCGGGAUCGCAUAACACCGCCUCAACAGUGAGUGUUCGUCCACCAUCGGUUCGCGAGCUGAUUUUUCUGUACAUACGCGCGGAGCCGGCGCGCUGUUAUCCCGGAAAAAAGUUCUCGCGCUCGCGGAAAAAUUCUGGUUGUGAAUGGAGGCGGUUCUGUUGUGCAUUCCACAACCGGAACAGGAGCAGGCACUUUCCUAUCCCUUAUGAACAGCGGAAUGAAAGCGAACUUAAAUAAAAAAUAAAUUCUGUUCUUUCACGUGCCAAAACCACGAUACGAAGCGCGUUGUGGUUGACUUCGAAUUACUUUUGUUCGCCUGGGGUUUCUCUAACACGCACCUAAAUCUGAGUACACGGAUGUUCUUGCACUCCGCGUUCAUAUAAUUGCGGUCGCCAUGGCUAGGGAUCGAACCCGCGACCUCGAGCUUAGCAGCGCGACGCCUUUAUUUGCUAAGCUACACGCCGAGUCACGAAGGCGAGUACUAACAUUCGUCUCAGCGACAUCGCGACAGCCAACAGUAAAGCAGGACGUCAAACUAGUUGACCUCUGUGGGUGUGUUUGCGAGAAACAGAAUGAAAUUAGGCAAGGUCGCAACUCUGAGUGAGUUAAUACUACUUUUCGUAAACCAUUACUAACGUUAGGCAGAGGACGCUAGUAAACGCUCGUUACUGUUGCCGACGAAACCUUGGGAAACUAGGACCUCGAAGCCACGGCUUUCCUUAUCGUGAAACACAAUCUUCAAGUGUUCGAGGAAUCUGCAGGAAAAUAAAACAAUCAAUACAACGGAUGCUCUCAUCCCGCUAACUCCGUGGGAGCUCUCAAAAAUCAAAUUAAUUUAGGAGGUUCAACAUUACAAAGCGCCGCACGACGUUUGUAGACACGUCCUGUCGGCCUUCUCUCGAUCAAUACUGACGCGAGAGCUGAAUACAAGUUAAUAAGCACUGCUUUAUCACAAAGGUCAAAUUAGUUAACACCCGUUGUUGUUGUUUAUUAGACGACAAAACAUUGUGGAACCAGGACUUUGAAGCGGCGGCUAUCCGCGUAAUCAAAGGUAAACUUCAAGCGACCCACAUGAUAGGAAUCGCAAGCCGUGCGUUCCCUUGUCGCUGUGCAGUCACGUUGUCUGUCUAAAUGGGGGCCAUUAACGAGGACAGCCAGCGCCAACAGAAUUGAAAACUAAUCGCAGUGAUCCGUGCGAACUAAGGUCUAGUUUAAAUAUUUUAGUUAAAGGAAACUCUUGCUCUGUAGCGCCAUGUCAUAUCAGAGAAACACUGAGCUGCACGUAUAGUUAAGAAGUUAAGACCACAGCUACAGUUCUCCUAAUAAGAUUACUGGUACAUGAAGGACGCAGGCCAUAGAGCUGGGUCACGAAGCAGCUGUAUCCAAGCAAGUAAGCCAGAUAUAAAAGAACGUGCGCUGUUAAAAGGCAAGGACGUGCCUAGUCUAUUUUCCUUUAUCCCGUCUCUACGUCCUUUUAUCUUUUUUUAUUAUUAUUUUACCUCGCUGCGCCCUAUUCCUCAUUUUCAAUACAUCACCCCCCCCCCCUGAUAUUCGCGGCAUGAUGUCGAGGAUCCUCUGAUUUGGUAAAACUAUAUUAAGAAGGGUAAUAAUGAUUAUCGUAGUUAAGCAAGUAUUGUAUUGAACGGAAGUCGUGAAGCAUAUUCAGUGGGAUGUGGGGCAGAGAAAAAAUAUUGCACUCUGGGAAUUUUUCCCGACUUGGGCCGAUCUAUUUCUUUUCUCCCAGCACUAUCGCUGGAUUUUUUUUAGGUAUUUUGCUGGAUUAUCCUGACAGCUGCUUCGCUAUAUAAAAAGUUUCCUGAUCUGGUAAUCUGCAGGUAUAGUACUACUGAACAUAGUUCCAGCUCUGAUUACAGCAAACAGAAGCCUUAUUAAUUGAUGCGAUACAUUGAUGUGCCAUGCAUUCAUAUGCGAUGCGUUGAUAUGCAAUGCGGCGGAAAUUUCUACAAAAUCUUACGCUUUUUGCAUGCCUUAAAUUUUUUUUUCUGCUCGUCGACAGAAGCUUGCAUUCAACAUCAAGACGUGACCACGCAUGCAGCAGCCCCCAAGUGUUGUUUACUAGGUGUCUCGUAUUUUCCCGGUUAUUCCGCUUUCCACCUCCUUUCACAUAGCGCCAACGUGAACUUGAAUUUUCGUACCCUCUAGAGUGUGUUUUUUUUCUUUGCACCACGUUGCUCUGUGGCCUCACGAGAGUGAUGACCCCGUUGCAUAUUUUUUCGUCUCAACCUCCGCUGUGAAGAUGUGUCCGCCAUGUUUGUGUACGCUCGCGUGAGUUCGCAUAAGCUCGACCAAAGAGCCAGCCGCGGCAUCCCGCAUUCUCUCGUCUGCUAGCAGCCGUGUUCCCCGAAUGCACGCCCUUCUCCUUCUGGAUAUUGUGUUACGGAGAUUGCAUGGAGUGCGACGAGCGCACAUACUGAAGAAACACAAAAAGAUGUCUACGUACGUACGUGGUGUGUGGUUGUAAAUAUUAUGGCGUAUAUAUUUGUACAUAGGCAUAUACAUAUAAUCUAUUUUUCUUGUGCUUCGUUCGCUACUGUACAUAAGAUCACGCUCCUAAAGAAAACUGAUGUCAAUGGAAGAGAAGUUGGUUGCGUAAAGGCAAAUAAACCUGCCACAUUUUU
Molecule: messenger RNA, 10373 nt
Organism: Rhipicephalus sanguineus (brown dog tick)
Lineage: Eukaryota; Metazoa; Arthropoda; Arachnida; Ixodida; Ixodidae
Exons: 14
Coding region: 1-4434 (1477 amino acids)
Cellular component (GO): endoplasmic reticulum
Source: RefSeq, a predicted model, not a curated record